GCCACCCUCUCGUCCACUUUCUCCUCCUCUUCCCAUACAGCGGCAUCGCCAAGCUCCCAGGCCGGCAGGAGUGCAGCGAAAGCGGCCGCCGUCGUGUCCGUUCUGUCAACUGUUGAUUAGUGGCCGACGUCAAUGACUCUUGAAAGGUUUAUGAACAAGCGUGUUCCUUCCAACAAGCGAUACCAGCCCACAGACUACGAGCACGCAGCCAACUGCGCCACGCAUGCGUUAUGGAUUAUUCCGAGCCUGCUGGGCAGCUCGCUGCUCCACUUCCAGUCGGAGGACCAAUGGGAACGCGUGUCGGCGUGGGUGUACGGGGCCGGCCUCAGCUCGCUCUUUACAGUCUCAACGCUCUUCCACACUAUCGCUUGGAAGAAGAGCCACCUACGGGAUGUGGAGCAGUGUUUCCACAUGUGUGACAGGAUGGUGAUCUACUUCUUCAUCGCCGCCUCCUACGCGCCCUGGCUGAACCUGAGGGAGCUAGGACCCUGGGCGAGCCACAUGCGCUGGCUGGUCUGGGUGAUGGCGCUGUCCGGGACCACCUACGUCUUCUUCUUCCACGAGAGGUACAAGAUCGUGGAGUUGAUCUGCUACACGGUGAUGGGCCUCUUCCCCGCCUCGGUCAUCCUCUACAUGCCGGAACAGGCGGGCCUGUGCGAGCUGCUGCUGGGCGGCACCUUCUACUGCCUGGGCAUGGUGUUCUUCAAGAGCGACGGCAUCGUGCCCUUCGCCCACGCCAUCUGGCACCUCUUUGUGGCCCUGGGCGCCGCCGUGCACUACUACGCCAUCUGGAAGUACCUCUACGCCCCGCCCGCCAACCCCGUGCGCACCUCCAGAUGACGGCGCCGCUGACCGAGACGCCCCCCCAGCCCAGCCGCGUGUCACAUUGCGUGUCUUUUGUGUCAAAUGUUUACACUCUGCCGGAACAGGCGCUUCUCAACUGUUUUUUUUUUUUUUCAAAACAUUUUUAGUGGAUUAUUUCUCGUCGUGGUGUUGCUGCGCCGUGUUGCUUGGCCACUUUUAUUUGAAUUUUUUGUACCGUGCCGACAAUUUCAACCGUUUGUUCUUAUUUCGGGACUUAUAUCGGGACUAGCUGGAUUUAAGCAAUUGUGAGGCACAUCUAAACGCGAUAUUCACUUAAA
Messenger RNA from Hippocampus zosterae (dwarf seahorse), 1142 nucleotides. RefSeq names its product monocyte to macrophage differentiation factor 2-like. Gene Ontology annotation, molecular function: pore-forming activity. Bases 133 to 840 code for a protein of 235 amino acids. The transcript has 7 exons. The record is from RefSeq and is a predicted model, not a curated record. NCBI's taxonomy places the organism in Eukaryota, Metazoa, Chordata, Actinopteri, Syngnathiformes, Syngnathidae. Gene Ontology annotation, cellular component: membrane.